UUCAAAUUGAAGUAUGCGCUGAAUAUGUCGCUUAGUAAGGCGAUGAAAGCUUCGCAAAUCAACUAUUCAGCUCAGAGAACACAACCACCUCAAAAAAAUGAAUACUAUAGAAGUUUUGGUUAUUAGAUCUUGGGUUAGUAUACUUCGUACUAUCCGUGAACGUCAAUACCGUCAGUCUCUAAAAAAGCUUUCAAAUACAGAGAGCAGCAUAACAGUAAAGAGAUUAGGUAAUAUGAAUAAAUAUUGAAUAUUGAAUUGCAAAGCAUACUUAAAAUAAAGGAUUGAUGAAUUGGAUUACAUAAUGGUGAAAAAACUACAACAACAACAACAACAACCAGGUAUGCUGAUCGGAUCUAAUUACAUUUGUUUACCAGGAUUUUUAGUAAAUAUUGAAUGCACACAUAAAACGAAUAGUUUAGAUACACAUUUUGAAAUAUAAAUAAUUCAUAUUUCUGUUACCUUACUCUUCUUCUUGUUAUUAACAUUAUUCUUAUUUCGAAUUGGAACGGGUGUUUGUGAUUAAAACAAUCUCUAGUCUCAUGAAAUUUAUCAACCAAGAAUGUUUAUUAUUGAUUAUAUUGCUGAUAAUAACAAUCACGAUUCAUAAAACAGACGGUUCAGUUGUAUUCAAUCUUCGCCUAUAUGUUGUACAAGUUUGGUUGAGCUUUUGCAAUCAUUUCUCUGGAACAGUCAGAUACCUGUUCAAAUGGCUACCUCAAGAACUUGGUGGAAAUCCUACGAGUAUGCAGAAUGGUUAG
Messenger RNA from Trichobilharzia regenti, 758 nucleotides. The record is from the annotation of a GenBank genome assembly. NCBI's taxonomy places the organism in Eukaryota, Metazoa, Platyhelminthes, Trematoda, Strigeidida, Schistosomatidae.